This is a messenger RNA of Drosophila montana, 694 nucleotides long. RefSeq names its product Androcam (gene Acam). Gene Ontology annotation, molecular function: enzyme regulator activity; calcium ion binding. The coding region runs from base 2 to 457 and encodes 151 amino acids. The record is from RefSeq and is a predicted model, not a curated record. The transcript has a single exon. Lineage: Eukaryota; Metazoa; Arthropoda; Insecta; Diptera; Drosophilidae.
AAUGAGUCAGCCACCGGAACUAAAUGAUGAGCAAGUUGCCGAAUACAAGGAGGCCUUCGCUCUCUUCGAUAAAAGCAAUUCGGGCAUGAUUAGCACUCGGGAGCUGGGCAAUCUGAUGCGUUCACUGGGCCAGAGUCCCACCGAAGCGGAACUCAGGGAUCUGGUCAAUGAGGUUGAUACCGCUGGCAAUGGAGAGAUUGAUUUUGCCGCGUUUUGCACCCUGAUGAGCAAACAAUCGCACGAGAAUGAUACCGACGAGGAGCUGCGCGAGGCUUUCAAGAUCUUUGACAAGGACGAGGAUGGUUUCAUAUCGCCGGCCGAACUGCGCUUUGUCAUGAUCAAUCUGGGCGAGAAGCUGACCGACGAGGAGAUCGAUGAUAUGAUACGCGAGGCCGACUUUGAUGGUGAUGGCAAAAUCAACUACGAAGAGUUUGUUUAUAUGAUAACACAAAAGUAACAUUAUUCAUUAUUAAUUAUUCAUUAUUCAUUAUUCAUUCCAAUUACCAAUUAUGCAAUAGUUCAAAUUAUAGCUGUAACUAACUGAAAAUGUUGCUCAGCUUGUGGCCUCUUUGAUUGCUUGUGGAUCCAAGCUCAAAGUUUUCCAAGCCACAAGCUCAUCAUGAUUAUUAACUAAAACUUAAUUUCGCCCCGCCCAGGUUGUCUUUGGGCUUGGCUUCUUUCUAGUUCUAGCUCA